Molecule: messenger RNA, 408 nt
Organism: Mesoplodon densirostris (Blainville's beaked whale)
Lineage: Eukaryota; Metazoa; Chordata; Mammalia; Artiodactyla; Ziphiidae
Product: tumor protein D52-like
Exons: 1
Coding region: 1-408 (135 amino acids)
Biological process (GO): B cell differentiation
Cellular component (GO): cytoplasm
Source: RefSeq, a predicted model, not a curated record
AUGGAUCGCAGCGAGCAAGGUCUACUGAGAACAGACCCAGUACCCGAGGAAGGAGAAGAUGUUGCUGCCACUAUCAGUGCCAUUGAAACCCUAUCAGAGGAGGAGCGAGAAGAGCUAAGAAGAGAACUUGCUAAGGAAGAAGAAGAAAUCCAGACUCUGUCUCAAGUGUUAGCAGCAAAAGAAAAGCACCUAACAGAGAUCAAGCAGAAACUUGGGAUCAAUUCACUACAGAAACAAAAACAGAACAUUGCCAAAGGGUGGCAAGAUGUGACAGCCACGUCUGCGUUCAAGAAGACCUCUGAAACCUUAUCUCAGGCUGGACAGAAGGCUUCAGCUGCUUUUUCAUCUGUUGGAUCAGUCAUCACCAAAAAGCUGGAAAAUGUAAAAAACUCCCCAACUUUCAAAUAA